AGCAGAAAAGCCCGGGAGCGGCGCCCCUCGCGCGCACUCCGGCCCCGCGGCGGGGGGACGCCAUGCGUGGGGCAGCGGGGUAGCGCGGGGUGUCGCGCGCACCUUCCGCGGGCCGCCUGGCCUCGGCUGGGGCUGCAGCCGCACGACUCUUCUGCAAUGACUGCAGCAAGAUACAGGCCUACCUGGGACUUGGUACUUGACCCGUUAGUGUCCUGCAAACUCUGCCUUGGUGAAUAUCCUGUGGAGCAGAUGACAACAAUAGCACAGUGCCAAUGCAUCUUCUGUACCCUGUGCCUAAAACAGUAUGUGGAGCUUUUGAUCAAAGAAGGUCUAGAAACAGCAAUCAGUUGCCCUGAUGCUGCCUGCCCAAAGCGAGGACAUCUGCAAGAAAAUGAGAUUGAGUGCAUGGUUGCGUCAGAAAUCAUGCAAAGGUACAAGAAGCUGCAGUUUGAAAGAGAAGUGCUUUUGGAUCCAUGUCGGACUUGGUGUCCAUCCUCUACUUGCCAGGCAGUUUGCCAUCUUCAGGAAUCAAGCCCACAGGAUCCCCAGCUGGUCCAGUGCAAAGCUUGCGACAUUGAGUUCUGCUCUGCUUGCAGAUCUAAUUGGCAUCCAGGUCAAGGCUGUCAAGAGAACAUGCCAAUCUCUUUUCUUCCAGGAGAAACAAGUUCAGUUUUUAAAAUGGAAGAAGAUGAUGCCCCAAUCAAGCGCUGUCCAAAGUGUAAAGUUUACAUUGAACGAGAUGAAGGCUGUGCCCAAAUGAUGUGUAAGAACUGCAAACAUGCUUUUUGCUGGUACUGCCUGGAAUCUCUUGAUGAUGAUUUUCUCCUUAUACAUUAUGACAAAGGACCUUGUCGAAACAAGCUGGGCCACUCCAGGGCAUCAGUUAUUUGGCACAGAACGCAGGUGGUAGGAAUUUUUGCAGGAUUUGGUCUUCUGCUUUUGGUGGCCUCCCCUUUCCUUCUCCUUGCUACGCCAUUUGUUCUGUGCUGCAAGUGCAAAUGUAAUAAAGGAGAUGAUGACCCUCUACCUACCUAGACUGAGAAGAUUGGACUCAUCACAACAUGUGUUUUGAUCUUAUUGUUGCUGUUGAUGUUUCCCUCUUGCACUUACAUUGCUGUAGCCUUACUUGCCCCAUUCUGCUUUUCAUUGACACACAGUCUUAGUUCCAGGAACUGUUGUUACUGCUGUUGCAUAGAUCAAUCAAUAAUAGACAAGGAGGAUAAUGGAAGGCAAAAUUGGUGCUAAAGGGAGACCGUGGACCUGGGUAGCUAUCUGAAAUUAAGAGGUAAUAAUGCUAAAAAUAAUGCAAAAAGUUUCUGCUGCCCUGUGGUGGACUGGGAAGUGUACUGAAUGGUAUCAGCAAAACAAGCUGAAAAUGCAUACAAACCUAACCUUCUGCAUAUCUGUUCACUUCCAAAUUUGAUGUCUUCUUCCUAUAUAUAUUUAAGUUGCCGAUCAUUUAAAUCAGUCAACUUAUUGUGACUUUUACUAUGUUUACUACGCAUCUGUUUUUGUUAAAGCCAUGACAAUAUCCUUUUUAGUACCUAUUUUUUCAAGUAUAACAAAAUCGGUAAGGUGCAUAUAGGCCAUCCUAUGCCUUUCUUCAAAUUUGGGGAGGGUUAGAGGGACAAGGUAGGUCCUGUUGCCUUCCAGAAAUUUUAUGAAGUCUUAUAAGAAAUUUGUUAGAUUGACAGCUACAUUUUAAAAAUGAGUUGAUGAAGCGGUAAGGUUGAGUGGUGACACAAACCUACUGUCUAAUCACAGUUCUUUUAAAAAUGCAUUGAUGGUAUUGAUUACCGCUGGACCACUAGUGUUUUUCUGAACUGUUAUUUUUUGCUGUUGUUUAGGGUUCUGCUACACUUAUAGGGCUACAUAACUUCUAAUCCAGGUAUCUUAAUCUUUUUAUAUAGAGAGAGAUAUAUAUAAUCCUAUUUAAACCAAAUGUGUAAAUAGCUGUGCUAUUGAAAUAUUUUGGAAGCUCAAGAUAGCUUGCUUCUGUCUUUAGGGUAAUUAUUAAAAAAAAUACAGGACUAACUUUGCUAUUUAGACUCUUGGGUUAUCAAUGAACCUUUCCUUUUAGGUAUAAAAAUGUAGCAGGGUUAUCCCUGUAGUUAAUAAUAAAAAUGCCUGGGAUGUUUGUGGAAGUUGUACUUUUCCUUUUAAACUAUUUAGCCCGUUUUCAGAGUUAACAUUGUAUGAUGUAUGGUGUGUGCCGUUAAUAACAAUACUGUGAUGAAACAGUUUUUAUUUGAAAAGUAAUCACUUGAUUUGAUAGUUUUGCAGCAUUCUCAGUGCUGUGCUUCCAGGGUGGUAAAGUGUGCUAGUCAGCAUUGUAUUAAUCAUCGUUGUUUCUCUUUAGAAAUAUUUUGUUGAAAGCCAUUUUUCUGUGAUUUCAAAAGCCUACAAGGAUUUGACUAAUAACUUCUUGCCAUGAAAUAUGAAGCACCUGAAUAUGUA
This is a messenger RNA of Pezoporus occidentalis (night parrot), 2457 nucleotides long. RefSeq names its product ring finger protein 144A (gene RNF144A). The transcript is spliced from 8 exons. Lineage: Eukaryota; Metazoa; Chordata; Aves; Psittaciformes; Psittacidae. Gene Ontology annotation, molecular function: zinc ion binding; ubiquitin protein ligase activity; ubiquitin conjugating enzyme binding. Gene Ontology annotation, biological process: positive regulation of proteasomal ubiquitin-dependent protein catabolic process; ubiquitin-dependent protein catabolic process; protein polyubiquitination. Gene Ontology annotation, cellular component: cytoplasm; ubiquitin ligase complex; Golgi apparatus. Bases 157 to 1035 code for a protein of 292 amino acids. The record is from RefSeq and is a predicted model, not a curated record.